GCGGAGUAAAAACUACAGUGACAUUAUUGAAAAGAAAAAGAGGAGAGUACAAUAAUAAUAAAAUUAUUAAACAAAAACAAAAAGAAAGACAGUACAAGAGAGAGAAAUCGGUGAAGGCUACUUUACUGCUUUUUUAGGUUGCACGCAUCCUUCCAUGGCAGACCUUCGAAGCCAAAAACAGAUUACUUCAAGCACCGAAGAAAUUUAAUUUCUUACAGCAAAACCAGGAACCGAAGAAACCCAACAAUUCUAUAUAACUCCUCUUCAUCCCUGACUCCAGCCUCUUCUAAUCUCGAAGAAGCUUAGAGAAAAGCUAAGAAGUACCAAAAAGCUCUCAUUUUUGUGCAGAAUGGAGGUUCUUCUCCAUUCUUGAUGCAAUCGAAGAACUUGGGUUUCAGGAUCAUUCAGCAAUUUUCCUUCUUGGGAGGUGAAUCUGGGAAAUUUAAGGGCUUUAUAUGAAGAGGAUGCCCUUUCCCUUUGAAUUUGAAAGCCAGGAGGAGGGGGCCGUUCAGGAAUUUCAUACCAGCGAUUAUAAUUCUGGAAAAGACUGUCUUUUGUCAGCAGAAGAUUGUUGGAAUAAGGGAAAAUAUUGUUUUGUUGGAAGUAGUGAGCCCUCCUCUGUUCUGGAUAGGUCUCUUGCUUCAUCUUCAACGCUGUCUUCUUCUCUGGGCAGCGGCGGCGGCGGGGGCGGCGGAGGCGGCGGGGCUAGCUCGUCGGACACGGCCAGGGUGGCGGCGGUUUCUGGUAACCCGGGUUCAAGGUGGAAGCAGGACAACACCACUGCCACCAGUUCUAAUGCAGGGGGAGGGGAAUCUGAAUCUGAGCUGUUCAAAACUGUUCCGCCGUGUCUUGGGUUCGGUGCCGGCCGAGACUCCGCCGCAGUGACGGCGGAGAAAUGUGGAAUGGACGAGUGGGAGUUUUCUGGCUCAGUUGCGGCCUCCCCUGAUGAGGAGCCUUUGCUCCGUUGGAUCAUGGGGGAUGUGGAUGGGCCGUCAAUGGCUAGCCUGAACAAGGUUUUGCAGGCUUCCGGUCCGGCGGAGUACGGCUUUAACGCCGGGUAUCCGGCCAUGGAUCAAGCGUUUGGCUCACACCCGGUGAGUUCCGGCGAUGGCUUCAUCCCAGCCAUCACCUCUUCUAUGCCCGGAUCAGGUUUCCCGGUGAGCAGGCCCCCCAACCCGCCGGAAAACCCGCAAGUACCCUUUUUCCCUUCUGGAUUUGACCCGGAUCUGUUGAUGAACCUCCAACAAACGCAGCAAACGCAAAACCAUUCAGUCUUCCUGCCAUUGCCGUACGCCCGGCAUGAACAGAGCCACCUCGUACCGCCGCCGGCGAAGAGGCAGAACCGAGGAGCUCAAGAACCCGGCGGAUCUCCGUUCCAGGGAUCUCUGUUUGACAUUGCGCCGCCGCAACCUCAUCAGUUGCAAUUGCCCCCCAAUUAUCUCUCUGGAGAAGAAACUGGACAGUCGCAGUCGAAUUAUCAACAACAAGCCAUAAUCGACGAGCUAUUCACGGCGGCGGAGCUUGUCCAGUCCGGCAGACCGAAUCUCGCGCAAGCGAUAUUGGCGCGGCUCAAUCACUACCUCUCCCCCACCGGUAACCCUUUUCUCCGAGCAGCUUUCUAUUGUAAACAGUCUCUCGAAUCAAUCCUCGAAUCUUCUUCUUCAUCAUCCCCUGUACCACAGUUCAGCGUUAUUUACAAGCUCGCCGCUUACAAGUCAUUCUCCGAGAUCUCUCCGAUCACAUACUUUACCAAUUUCACUUGCAAUCAAGCUCUUCUAGAAGCUUUGGAAGGGUUCGACAGGAUCCGAAUCAUCGAUUUCGAUAUCGGGUGUGGCGGGCAUUGGGCUUCUCUGAUGCACGAGCUUUCCGUGAGGAGCUCCGGCGUAGCCACACUCAAAAUUACUGUCUUAGCCUCGCCGGAAAAGGAUGAUCACGAGCAGCUUCGUCUCACUGGGGAAACCUUAAUCGAGUCGGCCAGUGAAUUCAAUAUCCCAUUCGAGUUCGAAAUUGUGACCGUUGAUUCCUUGAAUGAUCUUCUUGACAGCGUCUCUGAGGACGGUAAUGGCGAAGCCAUCGCCGUCAAUCUCCCGAUCAGCUGUUUCGGGGCGCAUCAACUCUCGCACGCUUCUGUUCUCGGGUUCGUGAAGAAGUUAUACCCCAAGAUUGUGGUUUCCAUUGACAGACCUUGCGACCGGACGGACAUGCUGUUUCCUAACCAAGUGAUCAAUGCCGUUCAGUACUUCUCGAACCUCCUAGAAUCGCUUGACGCCGUGAAUGUGAACUUCGACGCCCUUCGGAAGAUCGAGACGUUCUUCGUGCAACCGGCAAUGGAGAAGAUCGUGGCGGAACGGAGUAGUUGGCCCGAGAAAACGCAGAACUGGAAGACUGCGUUUCUGUCGUCGGGGUUCUUGCCGGUGACUUUCAGCAACCUGAAUGAAUCUCAAGCAGAGUGCGUGGUAAAGAGAACUCCGGUGAGGGGGUUUUAUGUGGAGAGGAGACAGUCUUCUCUUGUGCUUUUCUGGCAGAGGAAGGAGCUCAUCUCUGUUUCUGCUUGGAGGUGUUAAAUGUUAAUUGUUUUUCUGAUCAUUCUCUGUUUUUUAAGUAUGAGAAAAAGAACAUUUUCAGUUUUUACUUUCUUGCCUAUAGAUUUUUAUUUUCUUAUUGGGGCAGUGCUGUGAUGAUUAUUGGUUAUUAAUUGUGCUGGGAAAUCUGUUGACAGUAAUCAGAAGUUUAAAAAAAUACUUAGGUAACAAUUCUG
Cuscuta epithymum is the source of this 2758-nucleotide messenger RNA. NCBI's taxonomy places the organism in Eukaryota, Viridiplantae, Streptophyta, Magnoliopsida, Solanales, Convolvulaceae. The record is from the annotation of a GenBank genome assembly.